AUGACAGCGGGAACGGUUGUGAUCACUGGCGGAAUCCUAGCUACGGUCAUCCUCCUCUGCAUCAUUGCCGUCCUGUGCUACUGUAGGCUUCAGUAUUACUGCUGCAAGAAGAGCGGAGCAGAAGAUGCAGACGAGGAAGAGGAGGAGGAGCACGAUCUGCCCACACACCCCAGAGGCCCCACCUGCAAUGCCUGCAGCUCCCAGGCCCUGGACGGCCGAGGCAGCCUGGCGCCUGUCCCCGGCGAGCCCUGCGGCCAACCGUGCAGGGUGGCGGCCGGCCACUGCACUGCCUGCUCCCCAUACAGCUCCCCCUUCUACAUACGGACGGCUGACAUGGUGCCCAAUGGGGGUGGAGGCGAGAGGCUCUCCUUUGCUCCCACCUACUACAAGGAGGGGGGACCCCCAUCUCUCCAAGUGGCAGCGCCCCAGAGUUACCCGGUGACGUGGCCAGGCUCUGGGCGCGAGGCCUUCACCAAUCCAAGGGCUAUUAGUACAGACGUGUAA
Messenger RNA from Rangifer tarandus platyrhynchus (Svalbard reindeer), 504 nucleotides. The record is from the annotation of a GenBank genome assembly. Lineage: Eukaryota; Metazoa; Chordata; Mammalia; Artiodactyla; Cervidae.